Messenger RNA from Rotaria sp. Silwood1, 312 nucleotides. The record is from the annotation of a GenBank genome assembly. Lineage: Eukaryota; Metazoa; Rotifera; Eurotatoria; Philodinida; Philodinidae.
AUGCUUUAUACAAAAAAAGAACGAAAUGCAUCAUUGAAAAAAUCGUGUAAUUUAUCAAAAGUCAUAUUACUUCAGAUUAUUGAUUCUCCUGUAGCUAUUAUGGCUGAACAAAUAUAUUUAGUCAAUCCAACAACUGGCAAACGUUUUCGUAUCGGUGGCUGCAAGCUUAGUACAACACCAGCUGAUGAACCAAAAUUUGCAGCUUCGCGGAUGUUUGCAGACAAAGACCUACCUCCAUUGGUUGAUUUAAGAUCAAUGAUGACGGCGGUUGAAAAUCAAAAAGAGACCAAUGCAUGGUUAGUACCUUGUUAA